AUGCAUGUCUUGUUAACAAACGAUGAUGGUCCAUUGAAUGAUAUAUCAUGUCCUUAUAUCAAAUACCUUGUGGACGAAAUAAACGAAACUACAGACUGGGAUUUGUCAAUAGUAGUCCCAAAUCAACAAAGAUCGUGGAUCGGUAAAGCCCAUUUUGCCGGUAAAACAUUGUAUACCACCUAUAUUUAUACAAAGAAUUCUACAAAGGUUAAAAACGAUAGUAUUAAUGCUUUCGAAGGACCAUUUUACUCUGUGAAUGAAAAAUUACAAAAGGAUCCUGAAUAUCAAGAAUGGUGUCUAGUUGAUAGUACUCCGGCUGCUUGUGCUGAUUUAGGAAUUCAUCAUUUAUAUGGUGAAAGAAAAGAGAAGCCUAUUGAUUUAGUCUUAAGUGGACCUAACCUUGGUAAGAAUUCGAGUAACUUGUACAUAUUGGCUAGUGGUACUGUUGGAGCAGCGAUGGAAGCGGUAACACAUGGUAUCAAGUCCAUUGCCUUAUCUUAUGCGUUUAUCAAUUCAGACCAUGAUUAUGAUAUUUUGAAAGAAGCAGCAAAGAUAUCUGUAAAGUUAAUUAAAAAGUUGUAUAACCAAUUGCAAGAACAGAAAGACGUUGAUUUAUAUUCAAUUAAUGUUCCUUUAAUUGAAUCAUUGAAGUUAGGAAGAACAAGCAUACAUUACACGCCAAUCCUCGAAAAUUAUUGGGCCUCGAUUUACUCUAAGGCUUCAGAAGUGAAUGAAUUGGGACAGGAACAAUUCCAUUGGAAUCCAGAUUUCAAGAAAGUGUAUAAAGAUGGUUUAACUGACUAUAGGCACACUGAUAGUCGUGUAUUAUUAGACGAAGGCAUUAGUGUCACUCCUUUGAAAGCAUCUUUCCAUAUAGCUGAACCUCGCUCAGGUGAAAUAAUAUUGGACGAUGAAGAUGAGGAAUCUAGUGGUCUAGUGAACAAAUUAUCGCUAAAUGAAUCUUUAGUAUUCCUAAUAACCGUUGGAAGUGACUCCUAUAUUUACGCUCCAUUGGUUGAAGCAUUCAAAAAGAAAUUCUUCAAUGUUAGUAUUACUGAUGAUGUAUCGAUUUUGUCUGAGAUUAGAUCCAAACCAAAUUUGAAGGUCUUCCAUUACGGAGAAUACGAAGAUUUGGAUAUAGAUUUAAUAUCUGAAUGCCCAAAACAAUACUUUAUUCCAUCAUAUAUUUACCGUAAAGCAUUGAUUCGUAAGCACUAUUUGGCUAAUACGAUUCAUCAUUUCGUUGCGAAAAAUCCAUCACUGGUGUUAGCCAAUGCUGCUCCAACUAGUUAUCAAUUAGAGGUUGAUUAUGCGGAAUUCCUCGAUGAUGCGUUGGAUGAAUGCUACGAGCUAAGAGAAGAAAUAGAAACAAGUGAGAAAACGUGGAUUUUAAAACCAAGUAUGUCGGACAAGGGCCAAGGAAUUAGAAUCUUCAAGACAAUUGAUCAAUUACAAGAAAUAUUCAAUUCAUUUGAAGGAGACAGCGACGAUGAGCAGGAAGAAGAUGACGACAAACAUGGUAUCAUAAUUUCACAAUUACGUCACUUUAUCGUACAAGAAUAUAAGAAUAAACCAUUAUUAUUAUCCACAUAUUCCAAUAGAAAGUUCCACUUGAGAACAUAUGUGGUGUGCUGUGGUAAUCUCAAAGUCUACGUUUACAAGAAUAUCUUAACCCUUUUCUCAGAUGUGCUGUACGAAACACCAGAAGAGGACGAAAGUGGCGAAAUUCCAAUGGCCGGACACUUAACAAAUACGUGCUUACAGGAGGAUGCAACUCCUCUUGUUGUUCCGUUCUGGGAUCUUGAUGAUAAGGAAUUCUCUACCACAAAAAAGGAACUUGUAUUUGAUCAAGUUGCAAAAAUCACAGGCGAACUAUUCAAUGCUGCAACAAGUGUCAAUAAAAUGAAUUUCCAGCCUUUAGACAAUGCUGCUGAAGUUUUUGGUAUAGACUAUUUGGUAAAUGACGAUUAUUCCGUGACCUUGUUGGAAGUCAAUUCGUAUCCAGACUUCAAACAGACUGGUGACGAAUUGAAGAAUAUCAUUUACGAGUUGUUUGAUAAUCUUGUUACAGAUGUAGUCGGUCCUUUGGUUACUGGUGAUGCAUCUGUCUCGCUUACGACUUCAUUGGUUCCUGUAUUAGAACAAGUAAGUAGAUAUUAG
This is a messenger RNA of Debaryomyces hansenii CBS767, 2160 nucleotides long. RefSeq names its product putative tubulin tyrosine ligase. Gene Ontology annotation, molecular function: hydrolase activity. The transcript has a single exon. The record is from RefSeq and is a predicted model, not a curated record. The coding region runs from base 1 to 2160 and encodes 719 amino acids. Gene Ontology annotation, biological process: protein modification process. Gene Ontology annotation, cellular component: P-body. Lineage: Eukaryota; Fungi; Ascomycota; Pichiomycetes; Serinales; Debaryomycetaceae.